Molecule: messenger RNA, 708 nt
Organism: Cylicocyclus nassatus
Lineage: Eukaryota; Metazoa; Nematoda; Chromadorea; Rhabditida; Strongylidae
Source: the annotation of a GenBank genome assembly
AUGCUCAGGUGUGUCGUUUUUUUGGCAACAACGGCAACAGUGUUCUCUUUGCCAAAGGAAAAGCGUCAAGUCCGUAUUGGAAUGGUUCCGAUAUUCGACGCACGAAUAACCAACGAACCAAUCACUUUUACGUUUACGACCGUUCCACCUACAUUCACAUCAACUUCAUAUCCUGUCACUUCUUACCCAGUACAAAUCAAGGGUACCGAAAAGCUACCCACUUUGAUUCCAAUGGAUCACAAGGAGUCUUAUGUACAAACUAACUACAAUAAUUUCAAUGAAAAGUGGCAAUACACUCCAAGGCCUCAAUUGUACACAACUUCCAUUUACAAUCAGGCCCAGUACUUUAGUGGAUACGGAUCGAACAAGCCAGUAACUGUAUCGCGCUCUCCCUACGAUGCAGCCUGGACACAGAUAGGCGAUAGCUGGCAUCAGAUGAAGAGCACACUCGCUGCAUCAGGAAUUGAACGAGACUGGCGUCAACUUUGGGGAAAAUUAACAGGAGCAGUGGAGCCUUUUAUGUCGGAAUUCAGUGAGCAACUGGGCAAGAUGGUUAACAUAUUUUUGAGACAGCAACAAUCACGUUUGGAGAGAGAGACGCCAAAGCCCAGUGGAACUUCCUUUUGGCUAUUUCGCGGUGAUCGUCAACAACAGAAUUUGGCAGCAACCUCACCAACAAAAGGAGACCUUGGCUCCGCUGCACCGUAA